CACGUAUUCGGUCUGGGGCACUUUUCCCAACUCCAGCACUAUCUGCCCUACCUCUGCUCUGUUGUGGGCCCGGCCUGGAAAGAUCUUUAUGCUCCUCGUCUCUCUGGCUGAGAGACCCCUGCAGUGCCCAAACACUGCCAGCAGCAUCUGAAGCUCCACUGACUGGACUGGUGACCGCCGUAUAACUAGGAGACUGUUAGGAUGGGAAAUUCAGGGAAGGAGAUCUUAAGGAAAAGUGCCAAGUGCUCCACUGUAACACAGCCUGACCUCAACGUAAUCUAGAAAAAAACUCCACUUUCAACUCUUAGGAUAUCAACCGCUAUCCUUGGUGUCUCCAAGUGGUUUGCUUCUCUCUACCUUGGACUCAGCUGACACCGAAUUCCCCACCCCCACGAUGACCACUUCUCCUCAACCUAUUCUUGAAAUGGACUCUUCGAGCCCGUUCAGUAGGAAGCAGCUACCGAAGACAAUGACCUUCACCUCUUUUCACGAAAGAUUUCUCCUGCCUAGUGAUUGAAUGGGGAAAUGACACGGACACAAACAAUGCCCUAAAAGCUUAAAAAAAAAAUUAAGGGUUGUUUUUCUAGUACCUUGUGAGGCCCCUCGGAGUUUGAGUACCUCCUGGAGUCUCCUCCCCUUAUCUUGAGAUACCAUAAAACUCCCUCCCCCCAAUCCUGGACCAUAAAACUUUCUUGCCUCCCUCAUUCUGAAUCAUAAAAGGUUCCCCAGUCUUUCUUAUCCUGGGUCCCCUAUCCUGUCGUCCAUCUUCCUCAUCCUGUGUCAUGACAAUUGCCCCUUAUCUUGCAAGAUAAAACACGUCCCUGUCCCUCUGUAAGUUGCUAGUCCUCCUUCCAGGGCUAGCCUGCUGCUUUGUAACCCACUGGUUACAGAGAAGGUCUAAGUGAAUUAUUUCACACCUGAACCAGCUUUCCCAACUCUAACCUCAACAGUCAGACUACCUGAAAGUUAUGAUCUAAAAAAGAAUCUGGAUACAAUAUUACAAGAAAACUAUUAAGGAAAAUUACCCUGGAAUUCUAGAAUAAAAGAGUAAAGUAGAAAUAGAAAAAAUCUACUGUUCACUAUCUGAAAGAAAUCUAGGAGUAAAACUUACAGGAAUAUCAUAGCCAAGUUUCAAAACUCCCAGGUUAAGGAAAAAAUACUGCAAGCAACAACAACAAAACAUUUAAAUACUGUAGAAAUACAGCCAAGAUCUCACAAGACCUAGCAGCCUCUACUCUAAGAGACUAUAGGUCUUCAAACAUAUUUCAAAGAGCAAAAGAACUGGGGUUGCACCCAAGAAUAACUUAUCCAUUAAAGUUGAGUAUAAUCCUGAAUGAAAAAAAAAUGAAUAUUGACAAACUGAAAGACUUUCAGAUAUUUGCAACAAAAAGACCAAAACUCAAUGGAAAUUUCAAUAUAAAAGAUCCAGAAGAAAUAUAAGGAAAAUAUUAAAGACUAUUAUUCUAUAUGUGAAAAUGUCAUAAGUAUUCUCAAAGCUGUCAUUAUUGCUAAGGUAGUUUGAAAGAAAGUUUGGGGCUGAGUUCUGCAUGACGGGGUGAUUCUAAAAAACAAAACUGGGCAGGAAAAGGUAAAAGGGAGCAAUUAUAAAAAAAUAGGGUGUGAAAUGAAGAACUAACAGAGGAAGCAGCUGGGGGUGGAGGGCUGGUAAUACUGGAAUCUUACUCUCAUCUGAGUUGGAAAGGAAACAAAGUGUACAAGUGGAAGGGUGUAGAAGUCUUCUGAAUAUGUAAAGAGGAAUGGAGCUCUGCUGCUUUAUGACCUUGUGCAUCCUUACAUGUAUAGUGUCAUUAAGUCAGACUGGGAAAGGGACCUGCUCAUGGAUUGAGGUGGAAGGUUAGUGGUGCCAGAAAGAAAACUGAGAGACCAUGUGUUUGGUUCUGAGAGACUCUAGAGACUCUUUUUGUUUCCUCCUUCCAGCUGGAUGCCCCUGGCAAUGGCAAUGCCCCAUGCAUAUGCCCCCACCUAGCAUAAAGGAUGUGACACUGGAAAUGGUGACAACCACUCUACCCACUCACCAGGCAUACCUUCAGAUACUGGGUCAAGUUUAACUAUGCCACAGUCUCCAGACAAAAUGGGUCGCUACCGGGUACGCGUGGCCACUGGGAGCUUCGCCUUUUCGGGGUCCAACAACCAAGUGCGGCUGUGGCUUGUCGGGCUGCGGGCAGAGGCGGAACUUGGGCUGAGGCUGCGGCUAUCUCGGGGACAGAUGGAGGAUUUUGAAGUUGAUGUCUCAGAAGACCUGGGUCCCCUCCUGUUUGUGAAGCUUCGUAAAACCCACCUUCUGCUGAAGGAUGCCUGGUUCUGCAACCACAUAACUGUUUGGGUAUUUCAGGAGAGCACGGAGGAGAAGGAGAUAAUGUUCCCCUGCUACCGCUGGGUACAAGGGGAUGGCAUUAUCUGCCUGCCUGAGGCCACUGCUUGGAUGAUGAGAAAUGAAGUCCAGGGCCUAUUUCAGAAACAUGGAGAAGAAGAGCUGGAGGAGAGAAGGACACUCUAUCGCUGGGCCACCUGGAAGGAAGGGCUACCUUUGUCAGUGGCUGCAGCAUCAGAGAAAGACCUGCCUCUGGAUGUGAGAUUCCAUGAGGGGAAGAAGAUUGACUUUGAGGGGACACUGGCUGCAGGAAUGAUGGAUAUUGCCCUUAAACGUCUGUACACCCUCCUGAACUCCUGGAAGAGCUUGGAAGAUUUUGACCAAAUCUUCUGGGGCAGCAAGAGUGCCCUGGCCAAGAGGGUGCACCAGUCCUGGAAGGAGGAUGAUUUUUUUGGCUACCAGUUCCUCAAUGGUGUCAACCCCACACUGCUGAGAAGGUCCACCUCACUCCCCACUCGACUCGUGAUCCCCCCAGAAUUAGAGGGUCUUCAGGUCCAGCUGGAAAGAAAGCUCCAGGAGGGUUGUCUGUUUGAAGCUGACUUUUCCCUGCUGGCUGGAGUCCAGGCCAAUGUGAUCCAGGGAGAGAGGCAACAUCUGGCUGCCCCCCUGGUCAUGUUAAAGAUGGAGCCUGAUGGGAAGCUGCUGCCCAUGGCCAUCCAGCUCCAGCCUCCCUGCUCUGGCUCUCCAGACCCACCACUCUUCCUGCCCUCAGAUCCCUCCCUCACUUGGCUCCUGGCCAAGGCCUGGGUCAGAAAUUCUGACUUCCAGCUGCAUGAGCUGCAAGCACAUCUGCUGAAGACCCAUUUGGUGGCUGAGGUGUUUGCUGUAGCCACCAUGAGGUGCCUCCCAGGGAUGCACCCCAUCUUCAAGCUCCUGAUACCUCACCUCCGCUACACACUAGAGAUUAACACUCGUGCCCGAACCAAGCUCAUCUCUGAUGGGGGAAUUUUUGAUCAGGUGGUGAACACUGGUGGAGGAGGUCACCUGGAUGUCCUCCGAAGGGCAACAGCUUGUCUGACCUAUAGAUCCCUCUGCCCUCCUUAUGACCUGGCUGACCGAGGGCUUCUGGGGAUUCCGUCAGCUCUCUAUGCUCAUGAUGCCCUGCGGCUCUGGGACAUUAUCUCCCGAUACGUGCAAGGAAUAGUCCAUCUCUAUUAUUCGGAAGACAAGGUUGUACAGAGUGACCCUGAGCUACAGGCUUGGUGCCAAGAGAUCACUGAGAUUGGGCUGUGUGGGGCCCAGGAACGAGGGUUUCCUGUCUCUUUCCAGUCCCGUGCUGAGCUUUGCCACUUUGUUACCAUGUGCAUCUUCACAUGCACAGCCCAACACUCAGGCAUUAAUCAAGGACAGCUAGAUUGGUAUGCCUGGGUCCCUAAUGCUCCAUGCACUAUGAGAAAGCCACCCCCAACCACAAAGGAUGUAACAUUAGAGAUGGUGAUGGCCACACUACCCAAUGUCCAUCAGGCCUGUCUCCAGAUGACUAUUGCAUGGCACCUGGGUCGGUUCCAGCCAGACAUGGUACCCCUGGGUCAUCACAAGGAGGAAUACUUCGCAGGACCUGGGCACAAGGCUGUGCUGAACCGUUUCCAGGAAGAUUUAAAUACUCUAGAAAGGGAGAUUGUGGCUCGUAACAAAGGCCUGGACCUGCCCUAUUACUACCUUCAGCCAAGCAGGAUAGAGAACAGUAUUACCAUCUAAGCCCAACAUCUGGCUGACCACCACUCUGAUUGGGUUGGAAAAGCCCCCCUUUUACAAAAAUAAGGUACAAAAGUCACAAACUUGAGGCUCUAUCCCCACAUCUGACCUACCUCA
This is a messenger RNA of Vombatus ursinus (common wombat), 4204 nucleotides long. RefSeq names its product arachidonate 12-lipoxygenase, 12S-type-like. Gene Ontology annotation, molecular function: iron ion binding; arachidonate 15-lipoxygenase activity; arachidonate 12(S)-lipoxygenase activity. The record is from RefSeq and is a predicted model, not a curated record. Gene Ontology annotation, biological process: linoleic acid metabolic process; lipid oxidation. Bases 2072 to 4090 code for a protein of 672 amino acids. Lineage: Eukaryota; Metazoa; Chordata; Mammalia; Diprotodontia; Vombatidae. Gene Ontology annotation, cellular component: plasma membrane; cytosol. The transcript is spliced from 18 exons.